Molecule: messenger RNA, 1083 nt
Organism: Neoarius graeffei (lesser salmon catfish)
Lineage: Eukaryota; Metazoa; Chordata; Actinopteri; Siluriformes; Ariidae
Product: acyl-coenzyme A thioesterase 5-like
Exons: 11
Coding region: 1-1083 (360 amino acids)
Biological process (GO): fatty acid metabolic process; acyl-CoA metabolic process
Molecular function (GO): fatty acyl-CoA hydrolase activity
Source: RefSeq, a predicted model, not a curated record
AUGAAUUUGUCAAACACAGAGGUGCAAGUAACUACAUUUACUCAAGAACUUCUGAGGGCUCCGAGCAGGAUGAUGGCGUGCUGCCUGUGCCCUUUGCUCUCAGUUGAACCCACACGAGGACUCGUGGACAAAAAGCUCCGGAUUGCUGUGACAAAUUUAAACCUGAAACAGGAGGUGACCCUUUACUGUCUGCAUCAUUCAGAGAGCAAAGACAUUUGGGAAGCAUUUGGACACUAUGUGAGCAACGAACAGGGCACUCUGACAGUGGAAAAGGACUCCAGUGUGGGAGGCACGUAUACAGGUGUGGAGUCCAUGGCAUUGACGUGGAGCCUGCGGCCAGUACAAGACAGCCGAGCAGGACUGAGGUUGCAAAAGCGAGAUGUCCUCUCGCCAAUGAUAGUCCACAUUUCUGUGUACAAUGGACACAUUUCUCAGGAUUUUAACCAGCUCACACCGUUAGUGACCAGCAUCAGAGAAAGAUGGUACAUGGCUCCAGGUGUGCAAAGGGUUCAUGUACGUGAGAAAGGAGUUCGAGGAAUUUUGUUCAUCCCUCCAGGUCCUAGCCCAUUUCCAGGUGUGUUGGACUUGUGGGGAGGAGAUGGAGAUCUGGUGGAGUAUCGAGCUGCCCUGCUAGCGUCACAUGGCUUUCUUGCUUUUGCUCUGGAGUAUAUAACUCGAGGAGGAAUAAUAGCCAAGAAUAUAACUUACUUUAAGGUAGCAUAUCAGAUCCUGCAGAAGCAUCCCAUGGUUCUAAGGGACAGAUUGGCUCUGUUGGGCCUCUCAUUUGGUGGUACUGUUGCUCUGUCUCUGGCUGCCUACUCUGUCAAGCCCCGGUGUUGUAUAUGCAUCAAUGGCAGUCAUGUACGUACUGUGUCUGAAACCAUCGAAGAAUUGAGCAGUCUGUUUCAUAAAGCGCAAAUAAAGGAUAAUCAGGUCAUUUGGAGAGACCUCUUCCUGCCCAACUCAACAGAUCUAGCCAAGAAAGUGGAUGUUGGCGAAAUAAGAUGUCCGCUGCUUUUGAUUGUUGGGGAUGAUGAUCAAAACUGUGCCACACUGGAGUCAGCUGAAGAUGCAGUUUAUUAG